This is a messenger RNA of Pyrus x bretschneideri (Chinese white pear), 1160 nucleotides long. Its product is annotated as transcription factor MYB35. The transcript has 3 exons. Lineage: Eukaryota; Viridiplantae; Streptophyta; Magnoliopsida; Rosales; Rosaceae. The record is from RefSeq and is a predicted model, not a curated record. The coding region runs from base 81 to 1160 and encodes 359 amino acids.
CUUGCAAAGCUUAGAACUUGCAUCACCAUUACAUAAUUAUACUCUCUCACCUCUCUCUCUCUCUCUCUCUCUCUCUCACAAUGGGAAGGCCGCCUUGCUGCGAUAAAUCGAAUGUGAAACGAGGACUCUGGACUGCCGCGGAAGAUGCAAAAAUUCUUGCAUAUGUAUCGAAACAUGGUGUCGGAAAUUGGACAUUGGUUCCUAAAAAAGCAGGACUCAACAGAUGCGGGAAGAGUUGCAGGCUUAGGUGGACUAAUUACCUGAGGCCUGACCUCAAGCAUGACAACUUCACUCCUCAAGAGGAAGAGCAUAUCAUUAACCUUCACAAGGCCAUCGGAAGCAGGUGGUCUCACAUUGCAAAGCAACUACCAGGAAGAACAGACAAUGACGUCAAAAACUACUGGAACACCAAGCUCAAAAAGAAGCUUUCCAAAAUGGGAAUCGACCCUGUCACCCACAAACCCUACUCCCAGAUCCUCUCCGACUACGGAAACAUCAGCGGCCUCCCAACCGCUGCCGGAAAUCAAUUCUCGUACUUCUUUAAGCUCUCGAAUAGGGCAUUCGCACCCGAACCAGAGCCUUCUUCCGGCAUAACAGGAAUCCCAUAUACCCGUGUGAUGAUGAACCCUAAUAUUAAUGGACAGGGAUCAGAGCACAAUUCCUGUGAUAGCACACUUUCACUUGGCUUUUUGGCUCAUCGGUUUCAAGAGAGUGUGCAAAUUGAGCAGCCACACUUUUUAAAUGAAAUAACCUCCUCUUGCUCCUCAUCAUCCUCUCCUCGUGCCACAGAUCAUCAAUUAAUUUCGCAACCAACUUACGCGUGCCGGGAAUCACAGGAGGCUCAGGUUACGCCGUCUUCUUCUUCGUUUAACUGGAGUGAGUUUCUUCUGCAAGAUCCUUUUGCAUCAGCUGAUCCUUUGAAGCAAGAACAAGAUUUGCACGACGUGGUGAUGUCAUCUUUAGAAAACCCUAAACUUGGAGUGCAAGGCAACUCUGAUGCAAUUGAGGGAUGUGAUUUUGGAGGUCAGAGGAGCAAUGGCUUGCUUGAUCAGCAAGCUUCUUCGUCUUCCAUGAGUUCGUUUGUGGAGACUAUCUUGGAUCAAGACAGUGAGAUGCAGGCAGCUUUUCCUCAACUUUUGGAUGCUUCUUUCGAUUAUUAA